This is a messenger RNA of Fundulus heteroclitus (mummichog), 2455 nucleotides long. Its product is annotated as sodium/hydrogen exchanger 5. The record is from RefSeq and is a predicted model, not a curated record. Gene Ontology annotation, molecular function: sodium:proton antiporter activity. Lineage: Eukaryota; Metazoa; Chordata; Actinopteri; Cyprinodontiformes; Fundulidae. The transcript is spliced from 13 exons. Gene Ontology annotation, cellular component: membrane. Gene Ontology annotation, biological process: regulation of pH; proton transmembrane transport; sodium ion transport. The coding region runs from base 136 to 2322 and encodes 728 amino acids.
GGAGGAGGAAGAGGAGGAGGAGGAGGAGGAGGAGGAGGAGGAGUGCCUGGAUGCUGUGCACCGGCCGCCGGCCUCCCUCCGCGGCUCCUCUCCGCCUCGGUGUCUAUAUAAGUUCAGCGGGAUGUGUCGCGGCUGAUGUCCGGGGAGAAGAUGCUUCUUCUCGGUGUGACGCUGCUGCUGCUCGCGGCCGCCGGAGCCGACCCGUCCGGGUCAGCCGCUUCGCUCCGGGGACCGCUUCACGCCUCCGCCCCGCCGCUGCGCCUCCUCCCGCAGCCCGUACCGGAGUACGGAGCUCCCGGCGUCGCCUCGGCCCGGUCGGCAGCGGAGGCGACGGUCGGUACCGGGAAGGAGGAGCGGGAGGCGGCGGAGCAGCAGCAUCACGGCGGCGGGUACCGGGUGGUCCAGUGGGAGUGGAGCUACGUGCAGACGCCCUACAUCAUCGCCAUCUGGCUGCUGGUGGCCAGCGUGGCCAAGAUCCUGUUCCACUUCUCGCAGCGCUUCACCACCGUGGUGCCGGAGAGCUGCAUGCUGAUCCUGCUGGGUCUGGUCCUGGGCGGCGUGGUCCUCCUGGCCAGCAAGAAGCAGCUGUACCAGCUGGACCCCUCCCUCUUCUUCCUCUUCCUGCUGCCGACCAUCGUGGGCGACGCCGGCUACUUCAUGCCGGCUCGACUCUUCUUCGACAACCUGGGAGCCAUCCUGACGUACGCCGUGGUGGGAACGCUGUGGAACGCCUUCUGCACCGGCUUCUGCCUCUACGCCGCCAAGCUGCUGGGCAUCAUAGACGAGCAGGUGAAGGCCGACCUCAUGGACUUCCUGCUCUUCGGCGCCCUGAUCUCGGCUGUGGAUCCGGUGGCGGUUCUGGCGGUGUUUGAGGAGGUCCACAUCAACGAGAUGCUCUUCAUCAUCGUGUUCGGAGAGUCUCUGCUGAAUGACGCCGUCACCGUGGUUCUCUAUAAAGUCUACAUCUCCUUCGUGGAGGUGGGAGUGGAGAACGUCCAGACGGCUGAUUACUUCAAAGGCGUAGCCUCCUUCCUCAUCGUCAGCAUCGGGGGGACUCUGGUCGGCCUGGUCUUCGCCGUCAUCCUCGGCUUCAUCACUCGCUUCACCAAGAAGGUCCGCAUCAUCGAGCCGCUCUUCGUGUUCCUGAUGGUCUACCUGGCCUACCUGACCGCCGAGCUCUUCUCGCUGUCCGCCAUCCUGUCGAUGACCUUCUGUGGCAUCGGAGCCAAUAAAUACGUGGAAGCCAACAUCUCCCAGAAGUCUCGGACCACCGUCAAAUACACGAUGAAGACCCUGGCCAGCAUCGCCGAGACCAUCAUCUUCAUCUUCCUGGGGAUCUCGGCGGUGGACAAGUCCAAAUGGGCCUGGGACACGGGGCUGGUGUCCUGCACCCUGGUCUUCAUCUUUGUUUUCAGAGCAGCGGGUGUGGUCGGCCAGACCUGGGUUCUCAACCGCUUCCGGCUCGUCCCAUUGGACAAGAUCGACCAGGUGGUGAUGUCGUACGGCGGCCUGCGAGGGGCGGUGGCGUUCGCUCUGGUGGUGCUGCUGGACGGCGAGCGGGUCAAGGCCAAAGACUACUUUGUUGCCACGACGAUCGUGGUCGUCUUCUUCACCGUCAUGUUCCAGGGUCUGACCAUCAAGCCUUUGGUGAAGUGGCUGAAGGUUCCUCGCUCCACCAACAGUAAGCCCACCAUCAACGAGGAGAUCCAUGAGCGGGCCUUCGACCACAUCCUGACUGCAGUGGAGGACAUCGCAGGACUUCAAGGGUAUCACCACUGGAGAGACAAGUGGGAGCAGUUUGAUAAGAACUACCUGAGCAAGCUGCUGCUGAGGAAGUCCGUCUACAGGAAGAGCGAGCUGUGGGAGGCCUACCAGAAGAUCAACAUCAGAGACGCCAUCAGCGUCAUCGACCAGGGUGGGAACGUCCUGACUUCAGCCAGGCUGUCUCUGCCUUCGAUGGCCAGCAGAGCCUCGUUCCCUGAAGUCACCAACGUCACCAACUACCUGCGUGAGAACGGCAGCGGCGUGUGUCUGGACCUCCAGGUAAUCGACAAUGUCUCUGGAUCCAAGGUGGAGGAGGACAUGGAGACGCACCACGUCCUGGCAGGGAACUUGUACAAGCCCAGGAGACGGUACCAGUCCCACUACAGCCGACACUUCAUGCCGCUGGGCGAGAAGGAGCGGCAGGACCGCGAGGUCUUCCAGAGGAACAUGAGGAGCCGCAUGGAGACCUUCAAGUCCACCCGACACAAACGGCACAAGAAGGAACGGAGCCUGAAGAAGGUACGCACACACAUCCUUGUUUUGAAAAACAAAAUGUGAUUUAUUGUCCAUAGUGAGCACCAUGCCUUGGCUGUCUUUCAUUUUCAAGCCUUUCUUUGUCCUCAACCUAAACCUAACCUACCUGACACCUUAGUGCUAAACCUAGCCCAGGAACAAGUGAGGGGAAAAGCUC